Lactuca saligna is the source of this 1329-nucleotide messenger RNA. Lineage: Eukaryota; Viridiplantae; Streptophyta; Magnoliopsida; Asterales; Asteraceae. The record is from the annotation of a GenBank genome assembly.
AUGGCACAAUACGCAGGAGAUCAAAAAUACGGAAGAGAAGGUCAGCAAACAGAUGAGUAUGGUAACCAUGUUCUGAAAACUGAUGAGUACGGAAAUCCACUUCACUCUAGCAUCCCUUUUACUAGUACGGGAGCAGGCAUUGGCACGGGAACUGGGACAGGCUACGAUCAAGAUGGCCACGAGAAGAAAGGGGUGAUGGAGAAGAUCAAAGAAAAGCUUCCCGGUGGUAAAAACACGGACGAGCAUCAAAGGGUGUCUACAACAAAGGCAGGUGGCUUUGCUGGUGGUUAUGGGGAAGGAGGGGAAACCCACGAGAAGAAAGGGGUGAUGGAGAAGAUUAAAGAAAAGCUUCCCGGUGGUCACAACACGGUCGAGCAUCAAAGGGUGUCCACGACAAUGGCAGGCGGUGUUGGUGGCAGUUAUGUGGAAGGAGGGGAAGCCCAUGAGAAGAAAGGGGUGAUGGAGAAGAUCAAAGAAAAACUUCCUGGAUGUCAUAAUACGAACGAGCAUCAAAGGGUGUCCACAACAACGACUGGAGGCCACCAUGGAGUUAGUGGCGGUUAUGUGGAAGGAGGGGAAACUCACGAGAAGAAAGGGGUGAUGGAGAAGAUAAAAGAAAAGCUUCCUGGUGGUCACAACACGGACGGGCAUCAAAGGGUCUCCACAACAACAGCAGGGGGUGUUGGUGGUGGUGGUUAUGGAGAAGGUAGGGAAACCCAUGCCAAGAAAGGGGUGAUCGAAAAUAUAAAAGAAAAGCUUCCCGGUGUUCACAGCACGAACGAGCAUCAAAGGGUGUCCACAACAACGGUAGGAGGACACAAUGGCGUUGGUGGCGGUUAUGUGGAAGGAGGGGAAACCCACGAGAAGAAAGGGGUGAUGGAGAAGAUAAAAGAAAAGCUUCCUGGUGGUCACAACACGGACGGACAUCAAAGGGUCUCCACAACAACAAUAGGCGGUGUUGGUGGUGGUGGUGGUUAUGGAGAAGGUAAGGAAACCCACGCCAAGAAAGGGGUGAUGGAAAAUAUAAAAGAAAAGCUUCCCGGAGUUCACAACACGAACGAGGAUCAUAAGGUAUCCACAACAACAACAAGAGGCCACAAUGGCAUUGGUGGCAGUUAUGUAGAAGGAGGGGAAACCCACGAGAAGAAAGGGGUAAUGGAGAAGAUCAAAGAAAAGCUUCCAGGUGAUCACAACACGGAUGGGCAUCAAAGUGUGUCCACGACAACAACAAGUGGCGUUGGUGGUGGUGGUUAUAUGGAAGGACGAGAAACCCAUGAGAAGAAAGGGGUGAUGGAGAAGAUCAAAGAGAAGCUUCCUGGACAUCAUUAG